AUGGCAGAAGACGAAGUGCUUUUCGACGAUGUGUAUGAACUUUGCGAAAUCAUUGGCAAGGGUCCAUUUAGUCUUGUUAGACGCUGUGUGCACAGACAAACAGCUCAGCAAUUUGCAGUGAAGAUUGUUGAUGUUGCCCGUUUUACAGCAAGCCCUGGAUUGAGCACUGCAGAUUUAAAGCGAGAGGCAACAAUAUGCCACAUGUUGAAGCAUCCACACAUUGUGGAACUCCUAGAAACCUACAGCUCAGAAGGAAUGCUCUACAUGGUCUUUGAAUAUAUGGAUGGAUCUGAUCUGUGUUUCGAGGUGGUCCGAAGAGCAACUGCUGGAUUUGUCUACAGUGAGGCUGUUGCAUGCCAUUACAUGCGUCAGAUCCUUGAAGCGUUACGUUACUGUCAUGAAAAUGACAUAGUCCAUCGUGAUGUUAGGCCGCACUGCGUGCUACUCGCUGGAAGAGACAACUGCGCUCCAGUAAAACUUGGUGGGUUCGGCGUCGCUGCCCAACUGCCCACGCCUACUGCCCAUCGAGCUCCACCAGAACUGGUGAUGGACAAUCGGCCCCUAGUGGGUCCAAUGGGCCAAGCCUAUCUCAAAUCAGACGAGUAUGGUCGCAUUGGUACUCCUCACUACAUGGCGCCAGAGGUGGUGUCAAGCCAGUUGUAUGGCAAACCUGUGGAUGUAUGGGCUGCUGGUAUACUUCUCCAUGUCUUACUGGUCGGAUAUCUGCCCUUCACUGGAACAAGGGAACGUUUGUUUGAAGCUAUAUGCCGUGGGAGGUUGAGAUUUGAUGCACCCCUCUGGGAGGACAUAAGUGACGCAGCCAAAGAUCUUGUCCAACGCAUGUUAACUGUUGACCACACUCAGAGGAUCAAUAUACAGGAAGUUCUUAACCAUCGGUGGAUAAGGGACCGCGACAAGCAAAACCGCAUCCACCUUGCAGCCACAGUUGAAGAGCUGAAGAAAUUCAACAGUCGUCGACGAUUGAGGGCUGCGACUCUCGCUGCUGCAUCAGUGGAAGAUGAAGAGGAGGAAGAACAGCCGUCUAGAAGACAGGUGCUACUGGAAGAGGCCAAUGCAGCAGCGGUCAAUCUGUUAGUUGAAUCCCUGGAUGAUGUGGCUGUACUGCAGGAUGGCCCGGUGGUCAUGGACCCUGAUCUCUUUCACAGCGUCCUCGAUGAUCUGCAGUUACGCGCUUUGUUAGAGGUCUAUGACCGCAUAGCGUGUACGGUAGUGGUGACGAGCGGUCGAGCGCCCGCAGCCGACGGCCGAGCACGUGCACGCGCCGCGUUGGACGCCGCUUCCCGCCCACGCGCCGCUACCGCUCCCGCCGGUGCUGCACCCGCUACUGCAGCCGCUAUACACGAGUUGCGACGGGUGCUGGCUUCUCCAUAUGUCAAGGUAUUGUAA
This is a messenger RNA of Pieris macdunnoughi, 1407 nucleotides long. The record is from the annotation of a GenBank genome assembly. NCBI's taxonomy places the organism in Eukaryota, Metazoa, Arthropoda, Insecta, Lepidoptera, Pieridae.